AUGCAAGAAACUAUCGAGCUUCGUUUGGAUCCCAAAGGUGUGGAGGGGGACAGCCUCGCAGAUGCCUCAGCGCCCACAGCAGCGGGAACAGUACCAAAGAGGAAGGCCACUAGCUAUCAAAACUUCUCCUCCUUGAACCACAGUGACACUCCAACAAGUCUUCCGCUAUUGUACGCUCAGGGUGCUGGACCACUUCCCCGUGGUCCCUGGGCGGCGCGACCCUCAUUCUCGCCAGUGUCGCCACUCCUUUCGGAAGCAUCCACGGUCUUCCUCUGGCCGAAGGGGCUGGUAAGCCGAGGAUGA
Molecule: messenger RNA, 303 nt
Organism: Penicillium diatomitis
Lineage: Eukaryota; Fungi; Ascomycota; Eurotiomycetes; Eurotiales; Aspergillaceae
Exons: 2
Coding region: 1-303 (100 amino acids)
Source: RefSeq, a predicted model, not a curated record